CAAUGAUCUGAGCAUCUGAUUGAGUCAUGAUCUAGGCGCAUCUACUACUGAUAACGCAAAGUCCCGGAGCAGGGGCUGAUGGCGGCUGUUUGUUCCCGACCAAGCGACGGGCACGGCACUAAUACGCCCCAGCCGGACCAGCCUCUGGAGCUCUGCUGUUUCAUCUGCUUCUGUUUCUGCCUUUGUUUCUAUUUCUACUUCUGCUUCUGCCUCUGUCCAUGUCAGCUUUGACUCGACUCGACUUCGGUGCGGCGCGGCCCAGCCCGGCGCGGGGAGAUGCGGCCCGGUAUCCUCGCAUGUGCACCAAUCGGUGAUUCUUUGAUUCCGACACGGUCACGGGGCCCAGGCAGCUCUCGACGAGGGGCGUACGAGCGGGAUUUUUGCUAUUUGUCUCCUCUUUUGCCCCUCGUUGGCAGCCCGAUUCUCUGCUCCUUCAUCAUCAUCAGCGUCACUGUCACUUCACUCCUCUCUUCAUACUCAUCUUCAACUUCAGCUUCAGCUUCAUCUUCAUCUCCUUCUUCACAUUCAGCUUCACAUUCAACUUCAUCAUCAUCAUCAUCUUCUUCGUCUUCUUCUUCUUCAUCAUCUUUUCCCUGCCCUCCCCCUUCGACUCGGAAUACAUACAACUUCCUGGCUUUUGGUGGGUUUGGUGGGCUGUAGGUGGCGACGGUGGGUGUUGAUUACCGAAACAUGCCGUAAAUAGUGCAGCACUAUGCCAUCUGCCCGUUCUUCAGAUCGUAUAGGGCUGUAUUAUUCGCGGCAUGC
Messenger RNA from Trichoderma asperellum CBS 433.97, 765 nucleotides. Lineage: Eukaryota; Fungi; Ascomycota; Sordariomycetes; Hypocreales; Hypocreaceae. The record is from RefSeq and is a predicted model, not a curated record.